Molecule: messenger RNA, 7914 nt
Organism: Adineta steineri
Lineage: Eukaryota; Metazoa; Rotifera; Eurotatoria; Adinetida; Adinetidae
Source: the annotation of a GenBank genome assembly
AUGAUAGACAAGAAAAGAACAAGGCAAAAUACAUAUCUAUCAACAGAACGUGUUCCUUCGGGGUUUUUUUUCAUUGAAAAUUUUGACUUUUUUUUCCCAUGUUUGGGGAAAAGAAAAAUUACUAAAGCUUAUUUUACUUUUCUUUCAAAGACUACGGAUCAAUCACGUUUGAAUUAUGAAGAACAAAAGCAGCAUAAAAUUUGUGUUCAAUUUUCAAAUGAAACGGAAUUAACUGAAGAGACUUUUUUGAUUAAUAUUGAAGAUAUCAAUGAAUCACCUUAUGAUCUUCAGUGUUCUAAUCAUACAGGUUUUUGUACGGUAUUCGAUGAUGAUUUCAAUCAAACAUUUAAAUUUGAAAUAAAAACUAUUAAUCAUUAUGAAAAUGAAACAUAUUUUGAAAUUCUUUGUACUGAUAAUGGUCAACCACCUUUAUCGGUAUCAACAUGGGUAAAAGCUCUACCUGAUAAUAUGACACUAAUGUUUGUUCCUGUUCUUUCGUUGAUUAUACCAGUUAAUGAUAACAAUAAUACGAUAGACAAACAGACAAGAGAUAAUAUUGUCAUAUCAUAUUCAAAUGAUGGAGAUAAAACAGAACGACAACGACGACAAGCUAAUUCACCACCACAAAAUAUUUAUUUUAAUAUACUUCAUUUAACUAUGCCAGAAAAUGCACUAGAUUAUGAAAUAGCAAGUGUCUACGUCACUGAUGAGGAUAAUGAUAACUAUGUAUGUACAGUUCAUACAUAUGAUGCUCCAGAAGAUUCUCAACCAUUUGAUAUAGUCAAUGGAAUUUUACGAACUAGUUCAAUUGUGCAAGAUGGUCUUUAUAAUAUUAAUUAUGAAAAAAUACCUGUUUAUAAUAUAACAGUAACAUGUACGGAUCCAAUUCAUCAAUAUACGAUUCGUAAACAUUUUACUAUUGAUGUUAUUGACAUUAAUGAACCACCAAUUCAAUUAAUAUUAGUACCUGAUACAUUACCAGAAAAUUCUCCAAUGGAUUAUGUUAUUGGUCGUUUUUAUGCAAGUGAUCCAGAUUUACUAGUGGAUAAUCAAACAUUUGAAUAUUUGAUUGCUAUGAAUCCAAAUGGUAUGUUUAGCAUAGACAAUGAUCAAUUAAUUUUAAAACGUACUAAUGAUGUUGAAAUGUGUAUAAGUCAACCGGAUUUAUGUCCACAUGAUUAUGAACAGAUUACUUCAUUACUUAUUCGUAUAAAUAUUAAAGAUAAUGGUCAACCAUCUGUAUCGCAAAAAUUUUGGAUUCAAAUUCCAAUAACAGAUGAAAAUGAUCCACCAGUGAAUUUACAAUUAAACCAAAAUUUUAUUAGAGAAAAUUCACCAAUUGGUACAUUAAUUGGAUCAUUUUCAGUUGAAGAUCAAGAUUUAUAUCAAACACAUACAUAUACACUUGUUAAUCAAAGUCCAUUAUUAAACAAUGAAUUUCUUUUUGUCAUUGAAGAUAAUAAUUUACGUUUAUUACAAUCACCAGAUUAUGAACUAGAUUCAUUUUAUAUUAUCACUGUACAAUGUACAGAUAAUGGAACACCACCAGCGAGUAUAACAAGUGAUUUUCUCAUUGAAAUUAUUGAUGUUGAUGAACUUCCCGAUACUUAUAUAUUUAUUCCAAAUCCUGAUGGUAUUAUAUCAGAUGAUAUACUUAAUGAUUUAAUAAAUGGAAGACAAACACCACGAACUAUUUUUCUUCCACAAAGUACAUAUUCUCUUCCAUCACUUGGACAAAUUGUUUUUCUAAUGGAAGAUCGUGAUCGAGAUAUCGAUUUGACGGCAUUAAAUGAUGAUGAUAAUCCGAAUGAAUUAGGCUUUUCAAAACCAACAUGUGAAUUAUCAAUACAUAAUCCAGAUCGAUUAUUAUGUACAUCAAUUGUUACUGUUAUAAAUCCACGUUUAUUUGAUGAUAAUAAUACUCCGGUUGAACAUUUAAUAAUAAAUACAUUAAUAUUAACUAGUAAUGAUAAAAUAAUGACGUUUCCGAAACCAUUAAGAAUAAAAAUUGAAAAUAUUACUUUAACAAUCAAUGAUACAUUAACACUAUCGAUUGAUGUUGAAAAAAGUAAUAUAAGUGGUAUUGAAAUUGGUAAACUUCAAGCUAUUGAUUUAGCAGCUGGAGGAGAAAUUCUACAAAAUAUUGCACUUAAUUCAAAUAGUUAUUCAUUAUUUCCAUUUGAACUUGUUAAUUUAACUACUUUUAAAGUUCGUGAUGAUAUGGAUUUAUCGUUAUCUUCUUUACCAUCAAUAUUUAAUAUUAGUGUAUUAGUAACAACAGUUGGUGAAGAUAGUCGAAUUGUAGAGAAAUAUUUUAUUAUUAAUAUUAAAGAUAAAAGAAAUGUUUCUCUAAUAUUAUCGAAUAAUAAGAUUCAGGAAAAUUCUCCUGAAAAUACAUCAGUUGGAUAUUUUAUUUUACAGGAUGGUAUUGGAAAUUAUACUAUUAAUCUUAUUCAUGAUGCUAAUGGAUAUUUCAAAAUAAAUGAUAUAAAUUUAUUAACAGCUCAAAAAAUUGUUGAGAAUUGUCGUAUCAAUCAUACAUGUCAAUUGAAUCAUGAAAUUGAAUCUACAAUUAAUAUAACAGUUGCAAUUCUUGAUCCAAUAACGAAUGAAACUUAUCGUCAUAUUCGUUUUCUUAUUCAAAUUGAAGAUGAAAAUGAACCACCAUAUAAUAUCACUUUAUCUCUCACUUCAGUUUCAAAAGAUGCAGAAAUCGAUGAUAUAGUUGGUGUUAUUAAUGCUAUGGAUGAUGAUAUUAAUCAAACAUUGACAUAUACAACAACUAAUCCAUUAUUUAAUAUAAUUGAUAAUCAAUUAAUUUUAUCUUCGAAAUUAGAUCAUGAAAGCCGAAAUACUAUUCCAAUAUAUAUUCGAGCAACUGAUGAUGGACAACCAUCCAGAUUUACGGAACAAUUAUUUUUUAUAAAUGUAACUAAUGUUAAUCAAGAACCAUUGCAGGUUACAUCAACUCCAAUGAUUUGUUAUAUUCCAAAAGAUUCAAAUUCAAUACCAACAAUUAUUAGUCAAUUAACUAUUGUUGAUCCAGAUGAAAACGAAAGUUUUAAUAUAACAUUUAAUAAUUCAAAUUAUCAGGCAUUAAUACCACAGACGAAUGCAGUUUCAGUAUUGUUAAAUAAUGUUUCAGCUAUAUAUGCACAAAUUUAUAAUAUUAAUAUUAUGGAUUUAAAUCCACCUACGGAACAGAAUGAUACGGAUUAUUAUGUCAAUGUAACAGCAUAUAUAACUGAUUCUGGUAAUCAUACUACAAUACAUGAAUUUUCAAUACAUUAUCUAUCGGAACUAACAAUGAACUCAACUAUACCACCAACGAUGACAUCAGCAAUACCAUCGACAACAACAAUUGCAUCAUUAUCUCAAGCAUUACAUGUUCGUAUUUAUGAAACAACACCAUCAGGUACACCAAUUACUCGUGGUCUUUUAAGUUCUUUAAUAUCAAAUAAUUUAUUUUCAAAUUCAUCAACAUGUAUUACUACCGAUGAACAAGGUAAUCAAUUUCCAAUGAAUAUAACAAAUAUAAUUCAAUCAACAUUUAUUAUCUUUUUACCAAAUAAUUAUACAUUAAAUUCAACAAUUCAUCCAACUAUAAUUCUAACUGUACAAUGUAUUAUUGAUAAUGAUAUGGAUGUUAAUCAAGCUAUCGUUAUCGAUGUUUUACCGGCUCCACCCACAAUAAUGAUCGAAUUUAAUCAAACACAACCAUUCUAUGCAACAAAUAACAUCAAUAAUGAUACUAUAUUAGGUAGCUUUUAUCUAACUGAAUCAACAACCGACUCAAGAAAUCGAACAUAUAAUCUUUCAUUAAGAAAUAAUCAGAAUAUAUUUCAACUUUUACCAAAUAAUAGUCUUAUUCAAAUUGGACCAUAUUCAUUUGAUUUAUUAGAAAUUGAUAAUCCCUAUGUUAAUCUAACUAUUCAAGCAAUUGAAACAACAUUAGAUCAACCAAUACGUAUUAUUCAAACAACAUUUAAUAUAUCAAUUAUUGUUAAUUUAACAGUACCAUUUAUUUCUUGUAAUCAAACAUCAAUACCAAAUGAUACAAAUCCCGAUACAAUCAUUGGAAAUUUUAGUGUACACAAUAUAACAAUACCUUAUAGAUUACAAUUACUUGAUACAUAUGAUGAUGGUCUUGAAUUAGAUCCAAAUACAAAUAUUUUAAAACUUAAAAGAACACUUAAUACAUUUCCGUUAUUGAAUAAUAAUACACAAUUAUUGGUUAAAGUGGCGUUAGUUAAAACAACAAAUGAAACUAUUGUAUUAGCAGAUUUUCCAUUAACAAUUACUUAUCCAACAAGUUUAGAUCUAUGUUUAAAUAAAGAUUGUGGAAAUGGUACAUGUAUUAAUGUGAAUGAAACUAUAUCCUAUUGUUUAUGUACAAGUGGUUAUACAGGACUAAAUUGUCAUUUAAUCGAUUCAUGUGCAUUUAAUCCAUGUGCAAAUAAUGGUAUUUGUCAUCAAUUAUCUACUAGAGGUGAUUUUUCAUGUCAAUGUUUACCAAAUUGUUCUGGUUCUCGUUGUGAAAUAUUGAUCGAUGUUUGUCAAUUAAAUACAUCACUUUGUUCAUCAACAGAUAUAUGUAUUCCAAUUAAUAAUAAUCUUACAAAUUUUUUUACAUGUAUCUCAAGAGAUGAACUUCAAUAUUUAGUAUUUGAUUAUUUAAAUGAUUAUAAAAAACUUGAUAUUAUUAAUGAUAAAGAUUUACCGAAAAAAUUAGAAGAUUUUAUUAAGAAUAAUUUAUUUGAUAUUGAAAAUAUUAUUGUUCCAGAAAGAAAAAUACUUGGCCCAUAUGUAUAUAAUCGAGCAGAAUUUAUAUCAAUUGGUGUUCAAUCAACAAAUGAUAGUAGUACAACAUUAAAUGAGAGUUUAAAAUUAUUUUGUACAAAUCAAUCAUCAACUAUUGAUUUAUUUGCUACUGUAAUCUGUGCUGGUUAUCGUCAAGCAAAUUAUCUUGAUGAAUAUUUUAAAUCGACACCAACAUUUUGCCCAAACUGUACAUUUACAGAUGCAGCUGAUAAAUAUUAUUGGUUCGAUAAAACAAUUCCAUUUCUCCCAUUAUGGAUAACUCUUAUUGUUGGAUCACUUCUAAUGGCUGCGAUUCCGUUAAUUCCAAUGACUUCUAAUGUACCGAAAAAAGUUGCAUUACCAUUAAUGAAAGCAAAAAAAUAUCCUGAUCAAGAAGAAGAAUAUCCAUUAUUCGUAAAUUCAAUUCUAUCAGCAACAAAAAAUAGUCGUAAAUCUUAUCGCGAAAGAAAUGAUUCUGGUUAUGAGAGUAAUGAGGAUAGUAAAAAUUAUCUUGAACAAAUAAUUACUAAUCAUCAACAACAACAAGAAUCAUUUCAUGUCUAUCCUAUUUUACAUGGACCACGUUCACCAAUAAUCGAUCGUCAAAUUACAACAAUUGAUGAUUUAGUUUUAUCAAAUUCUACACAUCGUUCUCAAUCACCAAUAUCAUCAAUUGAUUCACGACGUGAUAUGCAACGAUCAUCUUCAAUGUCAUCACAAAGAACUCCUCGUCAAUCAAAUCAAACAUUAAAACCAAUAAUUCAACGACCUUCAAUGUUAUUUGAAUCAAGUAUUGGUACAUUAAUUGGUUCAAUGGGUCUACCAAAAUUAAAUCAUGAUGAUGAUACAUAUGUAUCAACAAAAUUUCGUAAUGAAAAUACAUCGAAAUUUCUUAUGGGAACAUUAUGGAAUACAUUUGCAUUAGUUAAUAAUCUUUUUUUACAACGACCUAGAAAACGACGUAAUGCAUUAUCAGGUGAUACAAAUAUUCGUGUUGAUCAAUUAGCACGUUUACAAGAAUUAUAUUCACUUGCUGAACGUGAACAAGCGAAUGAAUUACCUAUAAAUAAUCUUCAAUCGAUUAUAAAUGAAAUUUUAACAAAACAAAAAAAUUUACCAAUAAAUAAUUUACGAGCAAUUAUUUUUGAUAUAUUAUCAUCAAAAAAAAACAAUCAAUGCAAUUGUUAUGGAAAUCGUCAUAUUCCAUCAUGUAUUUAUUAUGAUCAAUCAUUACCUUAUUUAAGAUCUUUUAAUGGUAAUACAUCAAAUAUUGAACAUAUUUUUGAUAAUAUGUUAAAAUCGAAUCAACCACGUCAUCGAAAUAUAUUAACACAACCGUAUGUAAGAAAACCUGCAAGAACUUUCAUACAUUCUAAACCAACAAAUAAUAUAGCCACACAAUCGACUCCACCACCAUUAACUCUAACACAAUUACAUUAUAAUGCAUCGACUCAAUAUAGUCCAAAAGAAGUUAAACAUAUGGAUGAUAUUUCUACUCAAACUAUUCUAAAUAAAUUUCAUGAUGUUUCAACACAAUUUAGUUCGAUUGAAAUAAUAAAUAAUUCCGAUAAUUUUAAUCUCGUAAAUCAAUUAAUACCAAAAAAGAAUCAAUAUAAUGAUCCUGUUUAUGUUAAUAUAUCUCCUCAAUUAAGUCCACAAGAAAAUAAAUCUAAACAUACAAAUAUUUCAACUCAAGUUAUUGAAGAUCAACGAAAUACACUUAUGAAUGAAUUAAAAGAAGUUUUCACAAUACCUAAAGAAGAGCUAGAUAGAAAAUCUCCUCCUAAUCAUACUGUACGAAGUCUUGUUUCAAUGUUCGAAACAACAACACCAGCUAAUAAACUUCAUAUAAACAUUCCAAAUAAUAAAACAUCAAUAAAAUCUAUUACAAACGAUUCAAAAAUUUCCAAUUCAUCAAAUAAGGAAAAUGAAAAAAUUCCUUCAUCGAUAAAUGAUGAUGUAAUUGAACAAUAUGUAAAUGAAGUCGUAUCAAAUAUAGUUGAUAAUGCUAUUUUAACAGCAGCAAUAGAAACAACAAGUUAUUCUAAUGAACAACAGCAACAACAACAGCAACUACAACGACGUUUUUCAUUUUAUAGUAAUGGUGGUGGACAUGGAAAAAGUUUAUUAUUUCAAUCAAAUACAUUUGUACCAACUAUUGAUAUAAUUAAACACGAUACAGAUGAAAAUUUCCGGGGUAUUUCAAGUGAAUUCUUUUCAUCUGAAAUAAUUCCUUCUUCUUUUUCAAAUUAUCCACUAGUUGAAUCUCAAGCAUCGAAUGUAUUAAUAAACGAUGCUGUAAUACCUAAUGAAUCUCAACAUACAUUAAUCGUUGGUCGAUAUAUAAAUGGUGACGAAUCGAAUCGAUCAAAAAUAAAAAAACAACGUAGUUUUAUUUACGAUACGAAUAAUAACAAUAAUGAUUCAAGUUCAUUAUCAUCGUUUGAUGAUGAACAACCUGAUCAUCAACAAUUUCUUUCUAAUAGUCAACUUUUUUCUGCACAUGAAUUAUAUAUUCGACCAUGGCUUGUAAGACGAGCAACAGCACCUGAUAUUCAUUGUCUUGAUAAUGAUAUUAAUGAUACAUAUGUUGAAAUAAUACCAAUAGAUUCCAUCGAUACAUAUUUUAAUAUUUUUCCAAGUAAUCCUGUUCUCGAUUUAGCUACACAUUAUACUUGUUUAAUAACAAUUUUACUUUAUCUUCAUGAUGUUCAUGAUGAAUAUUCAAAUGAAAUUUUAUAUGAUGAACUUGAUCAAAUACAUAAACAAAUAAUAGAUUCACUAUUACCAUCACCAAUUGCUCCGACAUCCAAUGUAUUUCAAACAACAAAUCAAGAUGGAAGUAAACGUUAUCGUACUGGAUUUGUUCUUGAUAUAAAUUCACCUAAUACAUUAAUUCGACCUAAACUAUAUGCAAAACAAAUUGAAUGGAAACAUGUUAAAAUUAUUAUACGACGUUUUAGAAAAAAAUAUCAACAUUAUAAACAAAUAAUAAAAAAUGAUAAGAAAACUAAAUCGAAUCAAUUUAAUAUUGAAAAUUAUUUAAAAUAUUUUGAUUCGACAUCUAAACGUCGCAUGAUAAAAUAUGCGAAACAUUAUGCAGAAAAAUUAUAA